Paramecium sonneborni is the source of this 3321-nucleotide messenger RNA. The record is from the annotation of a GenBank genome assembly. NCBI's taxonomy places the organism in Eukaryota, Ciliophora, Oligohymenophorea, Peniculida, Parameciidae.
AUGUUAUAUUUUUCCAUUUAGAGAGAAGAAGAUUGUGCAACUAAAAUUUUGAGUUUAAAUAUAUUAAAAGGAUUUCUGGAGGGGAAAGAUGUAAACUUUCAAUUAAGAGGAAUAUUAUUAUUAUUUUUGAAAAUAGCAUCAGUCAUUUUCGAAUACAUUCCUCCAUUUAUAAUAAUAUAGUAUGAAGAAUCAAUAGAAAAAUAUUUAUUAGUAAUAUUGGCAUUAUAUAUUGAUUGUAAGAUAUGUUAAUAAUAGUUUUCACAUUUAAAUAUUAUGGAGUAUAUUUAUCAGAAUUUUAGUAUUUGGUAAAUGCACAUUUAUCAGAGAGGCUGUUUUCUUAAUGUUUGAAAGUUCAUAAUUAAACAACAUUUUAAGGAAUGCUAAAGGAAUUGAGAUAAGUAGAAAGAGCAAUUAGAUCAUUUUAUGAUUUAGUAGCAAUAGCAUUUGAAUUACCUUUUGUUUAUCAUUUAUUAAAGAAUGAAAAUUUAUUUGAUUCAAUUAAAUAUGGGAUAAUUUUAAGUUUAUUUGCUUUAUUAGCAGCAUCUGUAGCAUAAAUUUAUGCAUGGAGAAUUUAAUUUUUUGCAGAUAAAAGAUUAAGACUCACUUAAGAUAUGUUAUGUGGUAUAAAGAGUAUUAAAUAUUUAUAAUGGGAAAAUGUUAUGCUGAAAUUAAUAAAUAAAGUUAGAGAAUAAGAGUUUUUAUGUAAUAAAGGAAUUUAAUAUGUUGAUACUUUUGUUAAUUUUUUUAGAAGAAUGACUUAGAUUGUAUUGUUAUUUGUUGCCUUUUAUAAAAUUUAAGAAUUAGAAAAAGAACAAUUUUAUACAAUCUUAAUAUUUUUUGAUAAAUUAGUUACUCCAAUUAAUUCAUUUCCAUGGUGUUUUGGAGAAUUUUUAGGAAGCUUUUUUUCAGUAAUAAAAAUAAAUGAUUAUUUUAAUACAAAUGAAAUUGAAGCUAAAUUAAUCAAUUAAAAUACUGUUGAAGUUAUUUCAAUAAAAAAAUUUAGAAUUUUUGAUAGAGUUAUAAAUUUUAUUAAAGGAGAUACAAUUCAUUAAGCUACUUAAACAAAAUUUUAGAUUUAACUAAAAUUUAAUUAGAUAGAAAAAAACAAAUUAACUUGUAUAAUAGGAUAAAUUGGAUCAGGAAAAAGUGUAUUACUUGAAUAUUUUUGUGAUGGAUCUUAUGUAAGUUAAAAUGCAUGGUUAUUUAGUGGAACUGUUAAAUAAAAUAUUUUAUUUGGAUAAAAUUAUGAUGAAGAAAGAUAUAAAUUAUGUCUUAAAUUAGCUGCAAUAGAUUUUGAUGAUAAUAAAUAAGUUGGUUUAAAUGGAACUAACUUAAGUGGUGGUUAAAAAUCAAGAGUAACAUUUUGUAGAGCUUUAUAUUAUGAUGCUUAAUCAUAUUAUUUUGAUGAUAUUUUUUCAGCUGUUGAUGAAAAUGUUGCAGAUCAUAUGUUUAAAUCUAUAACUACUUUUUUAAAAGGAAAAACUGUUGUUUUAGUUUUAAAUUAAUUAUAAUAUUUAUAAUAUGUAGAUUUUGUUAUCAAAAUUGAAAAAAAUAUUGCAAUUUUAGAAGAAAAAUAAAAUUUUUAAGUUGGAAGUGUUUCCUUUUAACCAAAAAAUAUUGUUGAUGCAAUUGAACCUCCUUAACCUGAAAAGGAGAUAGAUUAAGAAACUGAGUAAAAUUUAAAGGAAAAUUAUCAAUUUUAUAUAAAAGCAUUAGGUUUAAAAACUCUAUUAUUCUUUAUUGUAUGUUCAUUACUUCAUUAAUUUAUGAAAGGAGGUUUUGAAUUAUGGAUUCAUAAUAAUAUUUCUAAUUUAAAAAAUUUUGAUAAAUCAGAAUUUUUAAAUGUAUUUUUGAUUUUAUCUGCAUUAACACUUCUAAGAGGAUUCAGCUAUUCUUAUUCAACAAUAAUAUCAGCAAAAAAUAUAUUUGAUUUAUUGAUGAAAAAAUUUAUUCAUCUUCCAACAAAAUUUUAUGAUAUAUUUUCUAGUUCAUUUUACAUAAGAAGAUUAUUUGAUGAUAUGAAUGAAAUUGAUGAUCUUCCACUUAAUUAUUUUUUUACUGUAACUUUAGAAUUUUUAGGUUUGUUUAUUUUAAUUAGUUCAAUGCAAUUUGAAAUAAUUCCUUAUGUAAUUAUAAGUGGUUAUUUAUUAAUCAAAAAUCAAUUAUUGCAUAGAAAAUUUAAAGUCUCAAGAUAAUAAGAAAUCAAUAGAUAUUUUGAAACUUAAGAUUUUGAUUCAUUUAUUAUUGAGACUGAGAAAGGUCAUAAAUUUAUUAAAUAUUUUAAAUAAGAAAAAAAGAUUUAAUCUCAAUUUUAAAAGAUUUUACUUUAUAAAUAUGCUAAUGCACUUUCAUAAAGUUAAUUAGAAUAUACUCUUUAAUUACGUAAUUUUAUUGUAGAAUCCACUGUAUUAGUUUUAUUAAUUAUAACUGGAAAUAAAUUAACUUAUACUUAUGCUUAUUUAUUAUUUGGUAAUUAAUUUUUAUCAAAAUCUGUAUAAAGUUGGAGAAGAAUUACUAUAGUUAGUUAAUCAUUAUAAAGAAUUAAAUAGAUUGUUAAUUUCCCUUAAGAAUAAGAUGCACCAACAUAACAAUAUAGAGAUGAUUUAAUAGUUUAUGAUAAUGUUUGGCUUAGUUAUGGAAUAGCAAAAGGUUUGGCAACUGCAGAUUAUGCUUUGAAAGGAGUUUCAUUUCAAAUUAAAAAGGGAUAAAAAAUAGCCUUUUGUGGAAGAACAGGAUCUGGGAAAUCAAGUCUUUUUAAUUUGCUUGUAUCUUUGUAUGAAUUUUAAAAAGGAUAAAUAUAUUUUUUUGGAAAUCUUCUAUAACAUUAUGGAACAAAAUAAUUAAGAUCAGCUAUGAGCAUAAUUCCUCAAUAAGGAGUUAUAUUACCUGGAACAAUUAGAGAAAACAUUGAUCCAAAUUAAUAAUUUAGUAAUUAGGAGAUUGAAAAUGUAUUUAAAGAAUUAGAUUUUAUAAUUGAUUUAAAUAAAAGUACUUAAAAUUUAUCAAAUGGAGAAAAAUAAAUUGUUAAUUUUGUUUAAUCUAUAUUAUUAAAUAAAGAUAUUAUUUUAAUGGAUGAAGCAACUUCCAAUAUGGAUAUUGAAACAAGUAAUAAAAUUUUGUUUUAUUUUAGAUAAUAAAAUAAUGAAAAAAUUAUUUGAUUUUGUAUAAAAUAAAACAUUACUCCUAAUAUCUCAUAGAUUAGAAAAUCUUUAAUAGUUUGAUAAGGUAUUUGUAAUGGGCGAUGGAUAAAUAUAAGCAUGUGGUACAUACGAAGAAUUAUUAAAAAAUGAUAAAUUUUUAGAACUUAAGAGUAUUUUAUGA